AUGACCUUAUCUCCCGCUCAUUUUACUUACCUGUUCACAAUAUUGUUGGGAUUAACUAAUAUUGCCUUGGCAUCUGAUCCAGAAACGGUUUUAGUGACAGUAACCAAGACCAACGAUGCAAACGGGAUUGUUACAACUACAGUUUCGCCCGCACUGGUCUCCACAUCCACCGUUGUUCAAGCAGAUACUACAACCUUGUACACAACUUGGUGUCCACUGACGGUAUCCACCGCGAAUGCCGUCGCAAUAUCCCCUUCAAUAUCGUAUGCUACAACCUUAUCCAGAUUUAGUACAUUGACACUAUCUACAGAAGUUUGCUCACAUGAGGCAUGUCCUUCGUCAUCGACGCUACCAACUACCACCUUAUCUGUGACAUCCAAGUUCACUUCAUAUCUUUGCCCUACUUGUCACACAAGCGCUAUCAGCUCAUCGCACAAGGGAGAAACUACAACUGUGACAUCAUCCAGCGUUGUUACAUCGUCAACAAGUACCUCCACAAUCUCACCUAGCACCACAACUUCUUCGAGUACAAUUAUUACUUCUACUGCCCAAACAUCAUCUACUUCACCAAGUUCGACAUCUACUUCCCCAAGUUCAACUUCUACCUCUACAACUUCAACAUCUACUUCUACGACUUCAACCUCCACCUCCACAACUUCAACAUCUACUUCUCCAAGUUCGACAUUUACUCCUCCAAGUUCGACAUCUACUUCCCCAAGUUCAACUUCUACCUCCACAACUUCAACAUCUACUUCUACGACUUCAACCUCUACCUCCACAGCUUCAACAUCUACUUCUCCAAGUUCAACAUUUACUCCUCCAAGUUCGACAUCUACUUCUCCAAGUUCACCCUCUACCUCCACAACUUCAACAUCCACAUCCCCAAGCCUAAGUUCCUCUAGUUCAACGCCUACCACUUCAACAUCUAUUAGUUCCAUUGUUGUUGAUUCAACUCCAUCUUUUGUCUCCUCCAUGGCACCAUCAUCAACGCCAGUAUCAUCAUAUAGUCCAUCUACAUCUUUUUCCUCCGUUUCUUCGACUUCACCACAUGUUGUCAUUCCUUCUACUACUUCCUCGGCUGUAGAAACUACUAUCAAUUCCCAAAGUUCGUCUGAGUAUACCAGUAAAUCCUCAAUCUCUACUGUUAUCCCAUCAUUUUCCAUGUCCACAUAUUUCACGACUGUUAGUGGUGUUACUACAAUGUAUACGACAUGGUGUCCAUAUACUUCUGGAUCUGAGGCUACCACAUUAACUAAGGUGCGUGAAACAACUGCCACAGAUACUAAAGUCUGUACUCACGAGUCUUGCAUGCGCUCUCAAACUGCAAGUUCCAUCAUAUCUUCUAAAAAAAUCAUGUCCACAACAAACGUCGCAACUUCUGUAGCCACCUCUACGGUUGAAUCAUCAUAUGUAUGCUCUACAUGCACUAAAACAUUGGGCUCAUACUCCUCAGCGCAACCAACUUCAGCAAAUUCUGUAACACAAGAAAUUACAUCCACGGAAAAUUGGUCAAGUUCAACAACAGCUUCAGACGAAGAUUACAAUAAGCAUGCUACCGGUAAAUUUCAUCCAACCUCUCCAGGUACCUCACUUAUUUCAUCUAGCACAAGUCAAGUAACGAGUACACCAAGCAUUGACUCAGAAUCUCAAGAACAACCAUCAUCUUUAUCACCGACAUCUGUUCCUUUAUCUUCCUCCUUUGAUGCUACAUUAUCCUCAGGCAGUACUGCAUUACUAUCCAAUUCUGUACCAUCAUCAAGUGUCGAGAAUUCACCAAUUACCACACUUCAAAUUUCUUCAUCAUCAGAGGUUUCCCCAUCCACCUCUUCCUCAGCUAUCGCUACACCAUCUACCCCUACAUCACCAAUGGUUUCGCAAUCCACUUAUUUCUCAGCUACUGCUACACCAUCGACUCCUACAUCUUCUGCUUUCACGACAUCUACCUUUACAGAGUCUAUCGUUGAAUCUUUAUUGACUUCCAUGGUAUCUUCCAUUUCUUUGUCAUCGUCACCUGCUUCCUCUUCAUUACAAAAUUCUGCUACUACAACACGAGUUUCCUCUAGUUCAAUAUCCAUGCAAUACCAAACUUCAUCAAUGAUAACGAUUAACCAAUACGUGGGCAGUGGAUCGCAAACCCAUUUGCCAUUAGAUAAGUUGAUCUUUGCCAUCGUGGCAGUUGCUUGCAAUGCGAUUUUUUAA
Molecule: messenger RNA, 2199 nt
Organism: Saccharomyces paradoxus
Lineage: Eukaryota; Fungi; Ascomycota; Saccharomycetes; Saccharomycetales; Saccharomycetaceae
Gene: AGA1
Product: Aga1p
Exons: 1
Coding region: 1-2199 (732 amino acids)
Source: RefSeq, a predicted model, not a curated record